Molecule: messenger RNA, 3582 nt
Organism: Bufo gargarizans (Asiatic toad)
Lineage: Eukaryota; Metazoa; Chordata; Amphibia; Anura; Bufonidae
Exons: 32
Coding region: 143-3154 (1003 amino acids)
Source: RefSeq, a predicted model, not a curated record
UCAGACAGCAGGAGAUUGGUGUGGCUCGGUGCGGAAGUGACGUCAUUGUCAUUUCCGGAUGGUUUCGCUGGACGGAGGCAGUGUAGUGCAGAAGUCUACAGCUGGUGAUCGAUGUUUUAUUCCUUAAACUACAACUGAGAAAAUGCAGAACAACUAUAAAGGCGACCCAAAUCAAGCAGCUCCGAAUCCAAAUGGGAAAGCAAAAUUCUCAUGCGAUGACUGCAGCUUUUCCUGUAAUUCCUUGCAAAAUUUUAGAAUACAUCUGCAAAUUGUACAUAACAAGUCAAGUGAAAGCCUUCAGGCUUUGGGCACAAUACAUAAAUCAGUUCCAGAAAAGCCAAAAUGGAGUGUGGUACUGGAAGCUCAGCCAGUUAUGUAUGUUCAAGGAAAACCGAAAGGUAGCGAAGAAGUGAAAGCCCAGCCAGCAAUUCCAAAACUAAACCAGAUGGUGCAAGCUCAGCCAGCAAUACCGAAACUAAACCAGAUGGUGCAAGCUCAGCCAGCACGUCCGAAACUAAACCAGAUGGUGCAAGCUCAGCCAGCAAUUCCGAAAUUAAACCAGAUGGUGCAAGCUCAGCCAGCAAUACCGAAACUAAACCAGAUGGUGCAAGCUCAGCCAGCAAUUCCGAAAUUAAACCAGAUGGUGCAAGCUCAGCCAGGAAAACCAAAAGGGAGCAUAGAAGUGAAAGCUCAACAAGAAAAACCGAAAUGGAGCACGGUAGUGGCAGCUCAGCCAGAAAAACUGAAAGGGAGCGUGGUGGAAACUCAGCCAGAAAAACCAAAAGAAAAAGCAGUAGUGAAACCACAGCCAGAAAAACUGAAAGGGAGACUAUUAGUGAGAGCUCUGCCAGAAAAACCAAAAGGAAAUGUGGUGGCAAAAGCACUGCCAGAAAAAAUGAAAUGGAAAGCGAUGGUGAAAGAUCAACCAGAAAAACCAAAAUGGAAACCGAUAGUGGAAUCUCAGCCAGGGACUGUGCCCGGGAACAGCGGAAGAAAUAUUGCGAAGUUAAAAGAUUAUAUAGCAAGAACAGACAGGGAGCCUCUCAUUGGUUUGGAGUAUGUCCUAGAAUAUUGUUUAAAAAAAGGAAAUGAAUCGGAAAUUAAAUAUUUUUGUCAUCUGUGUGAAUGCGACACAGAUGUUGACCCUAUGGUAGAGCAUCUGGCUGGGUUUGGACACCGAAAACUUUAUCUGGCAAAAGAAUAUCCAUAUGUUCUAAAAGCUCAGCCCAGCAGCAAAGAAGAUCAAUCUCAAUUCAUAAGAAGAAUGGCUUUGGAGAUAGAACGGGAAGAGGGAACAAAGAUGUACAUGAUUAAUUCAUCAAUAUGGACGGAAACUGUGAUGACUCUCAGAACAGCAGACAAAAAAAUGAGAAAGAAAACAAGGUGGGAUGAUAACAAGAAUGAUGAAACAAGAAUGAAGAAAGCACUAAAGUUUCUGGAAACAUUUGAGAUUGAAAGUGAAAUUGAAGCAACAACUGUAUCUAGACUCUGUGAGAAGCUGACAGCUAAUCUGAAAUUCUAUAACACCAAGACAAAGGACGAUGCACUUUUUCCAGCUAGAGUUGCCAGAGCACAGGAUGUGGCCAUGGCCUUGAUGAGGAACGUUGCAAAACAGCGUCUGCAGAAUCAAGCCCAGAAGCCAAAACCUCAAGUGUCUCCACAACUUAACACGAGACCACCACCUCUUCAAGGAAAUGCCAAUUUGACACACAACGCUGGCAUUCAAAGUGGUUUUCCUGGGGCAAAUUUUCAAAAAUUUAAUAUUAAACAAAAUAUGCCAAAGGCAACUCAGUAUCCACAGGGGCAGCAAUAUCCAUUUGGUCUCCUGAACCAGAAACAAGGAAUGCACAUGAAAGAACCCCUGCAGAAAGCUGAAAAUACUCAGCUUGGUGAUUCCUUUAUGAAGAACCUAAGCCAGGAAGAUGCUCAGUUUUUUAAGAAAUUAACGGCGUUGCUUGAUGUUCUUCCACAAAAUGCCUCAUCGUCUGACAGUUCACAAAUGAAUUCAAAAUUGCUGAUGUUAAAGUCGCUGAUUGUAGACCAAAAGAGUGCAGAACAUGAACAAGCAAACCAGAAAUUGAUGAUGCAGAUUGCCUCUAUGGUGAAGGAUACUAUAAGUGCACAGAAUGCCUCUCUAAAUCAGCAACUAAUGAUGUUAAUGAGCUCUCAGAAUAGCACGGCUAUGGCCAUGCAGACGGCCUCCCUUAGAAAUAACCUUAUGGGCCCAGAUGGCAUGAGUUCAGCUGGUUUCGUUCAAGGACUUCAGAGUUCGGGAAAUAUGCAGUCAAAUAUGAGUUCAUUGAUGCCUUUUAACCAGAAUAUUGGAAGCCAAAUGUAUGGACAGACGGGAAGAAUCGGAGUGGGGCCAGUGGAUCAGAGUGCCUAUCAAGUUCCACAGGUUGACAUGCAAAAUUUUCCUACCAGUUCGCAAAACUAUCCUAGCAUACCCCAAAAGUAUCCUGGUACAUCACACAAUCAUCCUAGCACGUCCCAGAACUAUCCUAGCACGUCCCAAAACUAUCCUAGUAAUUCCCAGAACUAUCCUAGUACAUCACAGAACUAUGACAAUUUCGCAUAUAGAAAUUCAGUGGAAGGAAAUUUUUCAGGACAAGGAGAACCAUACGUCAGUAAGCGUGAUGGCAUUGUUAGCACUCUGACUGCGGGGCAAAAUGAACGAACAACUCUCACACAUACUGAUGAACCUAGCGUGUAUGACAAAGAAUUGGAUAAAUCUUAUUAUAGCAACCCAUCAAAACAAGUUCCAGAGUCUAGAUAUAAUGACCGUAUGGAAAAGCAGGCAUCAUAUACUAGAGUUUGCCUCUCGCCAAGUUCUCCAAGAAAUCAGUAUGCUGAUUAUAUUGAAAAUCCAAGAGAAGAAAUCGGAAUACAAGACCAGAGACGACACAGCUUAAGAUCUUACAAUUCCUCUAACUGGGAUGAUCAGGAGGAGGAUAUGCGGUAUAUUAAGCGUGCUAGACUGGACUUAGACAAAAGAUCUGAUAGAUCGGAAGGUUACAGUAAUCAGUCACUUGAAUCUCUUGGCAUGAAUACAGCCAGCAUGCCGGAGGAGCUCCUAAAGAGGAUUAAAGGAAAGGAUUUGUUUACCACGUCAGCAAUUAUUAGCGAGUAUUCAGAAAGACAUUCUGGAAAAUAAGGAUAUUACAUGUGGCCGUGGACAGCUACAAGAAUAUACGCUGAUGUCCAGUAUCUCCAUGAAGGAGUCCUGAUUGUUUUAUUUCCUAAGCAAAUGAGUUUUGCCUAGUUUUAUGUAAAGAUUGUUUAUUUUGUUUAAAGUAGGUCUGUGUUCACAUUUACAUGCAGCUCGAGUUUGUAUUCGAUGGAAAAAGUCUCACUUUGCUAGACAGGAAAACAUUGCAUCUGCCUGUGUGUAGGUGUGAACACAGGAUACGUUUUUUGUUUCCUCAGUAAAUAUGUACAGGCGAUUAUUGUGCAGUUUUAGUAACAUCCUACAGUGGUUGCUGGUGUCUUGUGAAGUGUUUUGUUAAUGACUUUGCCAUUUCAAUUCAUGCAGUAGCUGGUGAUUUGUAUAGUUUCAUUAAAUUCAUAAUUUGGCCACCUGUA